AUGCCUGAUUUGCUGAGGCUGAAUUGUGGUGCUGACAUAUAUCUUCUCUUUAAUUACCUUCUCUCACAUCCCGUUUCCUUGCUCAGGCCCACUUUUAUCCGCGUUCUUCGUCUGGCGUACGCUCUUCAUACUCCCGCCCUGCCAACCAGCCAUCUGCCCACAGCUUGUCAAUUGCUUGCCAGUGAUUUGGUUCAGUUCGACGCCGCCUUGGCUCCGACUAUCACAAUCGGGCAGCUGCAGCCCUCUACUCUUCAGCUUUUGACGCCCUGUUUUGAGCGCUGGUUGGCUCGGGCUGAUUUCGCCUCAGCACAUCCAAUCGACCGACGAUGCUUUGGUAUUGCAUGUCUUGUUGGCUUGGUGCAGACUGCUCGAGAGUCUCCAGUGGCUGUGACCACCUCGGUUUCGGGAUCGACUGGCGACACAGAGCUGAUCUACGAACGUCUGGCCAUGGCGGAUACUUUCCAUACUCAAUGGUUGGAGAGGAUCGUAGAUCUCUGCAUUCAGGUAGUUAGAUGGCUCUGCGGCUAG
Molecule: messenger RNA, 528 nt
Organism: Protopolystoma xenopodis
Lineage: Eukaryota; Metazoa; Platyhelminthes; Monogenea; Polystomatidea; Polystomatidae
Source: the annotation of a GenBank genome assembly